Striga asiatica is the source of this 953-nucleotide messenger RNA. NCBI's taxonomy places the organism in Eukaryota, Viridiplantae, Streptophyta, Magnoliopsida, Lamiales, Orobanchaceae. The record is from the annotation of a GenBank genome assembly.
AUGACGAGUUUCAAACCCCAAUACACUCCCCUCAACCCCUUGGCCCCCGAGUACACGCCCAUACCACCCGGAAUCACCCGUCACCCCCACGCGCCACCGCCACCUCCGCCGCCGACGCUCUUCCUCCUCCCGCCGCCCCAACCCGCCUUCCGGCCUCCUCCUCCGCCGCGCUUCCCACCACAUCUCUUCCCCACAUACAUAUCCCCAACACCCCACCACCACACACAACCCUACCGCACCACCGCCAAUCUCCCACCGCCGCCGCCGGAGGGGAGAGUCCCCGCCGCGCAGAGGUGGCGGCCGCCGCCGCCGAGGAGGGUUUUGUGGGAUGUCGGCAGAAGCCGACGUGGCGGGUCUUGUGGGGACCAAAACAAGUUGGUCGCCAUGCACAAAAAUGGAAAGAGGAGCCAAGUUUUCCCCCUCAGAAGAGACGAACACAAAACAACAAUCAUGAUCAAGAAUAUCCCUUAUGAAUGCCCAAGAAAAGAGCUUAUAAAUCUCAUGGACCAUUUUUGCUUGAUGGAAAAUGCCAAGGCAAAAAAUAAGGGAACAUCCGAGGAAAGCAGCACAAUCACCGCCUACGACUUUCUGUACUUGCCGAUUGAUUUUAGUACGAAAAAGAGCAGAGGCUUUGCAUUUGUCAACUUCACAAGUGCUAGUGCAGUUUGGAGGUUCUAUCAAGCUUUUCACCUCAAAAAUUGGGAUUUUAUUGAGCAAACAAGGUGGACAAAAAAGAUUGAGGUUGUCACGGCCAAAAUACAGGGAAAGGAGGCGCUAGUGAACCAUUUCUCACAGUCCAUUUUCGACUGUGACAGCGAUGAGUACCUUCCGGUGACUUUCUGGCCAGCGAGGGACGGCUCCGGGCAGUCCGGUCAGCUGACCGCAGUUGGAUUACGUGGAUAUCGGGAAGCCCACCGUCAUCAUAAGCGCUAGCUAGGAAUUUUAUGCUUUAG